Prorocentrum cordatum is the source of this 1265-nucleotide messenger RNA. The record is from the annotation of a GenBank genome assembly. NCBI's taxonomy places the organism in Eukaryota, Dinophyceae, Prorocentrales, Prorocentraceae.
CAAGCCGUUCCGGGGCCCAGAUCUGGGCUCUUGCUAACGCUAACUUCGGAACGGCCUGCGUUAGCGAGCCAAUCGGCUUGCGGCGCCUUCUCUCACGGCUUCCGGCCUGCGAUGGAUGCCGCCGGCGUGCCACUGGUUCCCGGGCUGCAGCCUCCUUGGCGUGGCGGUCAGCGUGGCUGGCGCAAGGGCCGCAAGGAGAAGGACUACCGCAAGACCACUGACACCUACGCGGUGUGUUCUUGCGGCCACUACACGUGGGACCACUUGCUCGCGAAGCGUGGCGGGCAGUGCGUGCACUGCCGCGCGCAGCUUGUGCCCCCACCGUUGGUUGUUUUGGAUGCUGACCCUGGUCAUGGGCAUCGCAAGCCGGGUGCUACAGGCCUCUCUUCUGAGACGGUGGCCCAGCUGCGCGAGAUGGCUUCCAAGGUCCCUGAAGAAGAAGCGAGGGCGAUAUUGUCCCCAUACGGCUUGGCGCUGCAGGCUUCUGUCAAACAGCCCGAGUUGCCUGAGACCGAGUACGUGCAGGCGCAGUCUGCCAAGCGCGAGGCGCAGCGGCAGGUCGAUCGGGCCUUGGACGCCCGCAAGCGCCUGGAGCAGCAGAUCAAGGACGCCGACAAGAGGCUGGACGACGCUGUGGCGGCCGAUAUGCAGGCGGCCGAGGUGGUGGCAGCUGCUGCUAAGCGUAUCUCUGCUCGUGUUCUGCCUUCCGAGCCGCCCAAGUCCGUGGUCCACAUGGACGCGCUGCUGCGGGACGGCGGGAAGGCCAUCUUUUUGGAGCUCGGCGAGGAGUUGGACCUCUCUGGACCCGAGUUCUCUGACGAGGACCGCGACGCUUUCACGAAAUUCAAGAAUGACAUGUUGGAGAAGGCCUCCAAGCUCAUCACCGAGUCCUUGGCUGGGGUCGUGGACAAGGCGAAGGAGCACAAGGAGGAGUACGCCAACCGGAUUGGCGAGCUCAAGAAGAAGCGCAAGCAGAACAAUGGCAACCCUCAGACGGUUCGCCCUUCGGUGCCGGGGGGCGCGGGGGCAGCUGCGUCCGGCGCCCCGGGAGGAGAUGGUGCUCAACCUGAGGCGCCUGAGGAUCCUGAGCGGGCAGCCUAUAUGGCAGCAGCGAAGGCACGCGCUGCUGCCCGCAAGGCUGAGACCGAGGCCGCCCCGGCCGCGGGCUCUGUCGCGCCACUCUCCUAGCACAGUUUGCUCCCCUCCCUCCUGCUUGACCUCUCCUGCGGCCCCUCUGCCCUUUAAGACUCCGGCCCCAAGUCUGC